GUUGUGAAUUUAUGAGCUUCAUUGUUUAAAACCUGAAUUUGUUCUUCGCUCUCUGCUAUGUGCUCAAUUCCACCAUGGCUUCGUCUCUUGCAAGGAACCAUAAAUCGAAGCACGAGAGAGUUAAAGCGAAUCCACGCCCACGCCAUCACCAAUGGCCUUGCAAGAUUCUCCUACGUCUCCAGCAGACUCUUGGCCUUCUAUUUCCGACACCACCAGCGCAACCGCCGCGAUAUGCGCUGUUUAGAGGCCUUUUUCAUUCACAUGCCAAUUCACACUGUGUUUGACUUCAAUGUCAUGAUAACAGCUUUUUCAAGAGAUUCACAGUUUUACAACUGUUUUAUGCUUUUCAAACGAAUGCUAGCCACUGGUGUUAGGCCUAACUCUCACACCUUCACCAUGUUCGUCAAGUCUUGCCGUGGAUCUUUGUCUCUCCUCCAACAAGCCCAUGCCCAAGUGGUGAAGUUGGGGAGUGUGGAUUAUGACGCUUUUGUAGUGAGUUCUUUGAUUGGUGUUUAUUGUGAUCAUGGAGAAGUUGGUGCUGCACGGCAGGUGUUCGAUGAAAGUUCCAACAAGAAUGUGGUGUGUUGGACUGGUCUUGUUACUGGUUAUUGUAAUAAUGGUUUAGUUGAGGAAGCAAGGCUGUUGUUUGAUGAGAUGCCGCAAAGGAAUGAGGUAUCCUACAGCGCCAUGGUGUCUGGGUAUGUGAGGAAUGGUUGUUUCAAUGAGGGCAUUCAAGUUUUCCAUGAGCUCAAGUGUUGUGGAAAUGUUAUUAAUUUGAAUGGCUCUCUUCUGGUGAGUGUGCUCAAUGCAUGUGCUGCUGUGGGUGCAUUUGAAGAAGGCAAAUGGAUUCACAGUUACAUUGAAGAAAAUGGUUUGGAGUAUGAACUCGAACUGGGGACUGCAUUGAUUGAUUUCUACACCAAGUGUGGGUGGGUGGAAGAGGCAGAGACAGUGUUUGAUAGUAUGCCUAGUAAGGAUGUUGCCACUUGGAGUGCUAUGAUCUUGGGUUUGGCUAUUAAUGGAAAGAAUUAUAUGGCUCUUGAGCUUUUCGAUAAGAUGGAGAAGGUUGGACCCAAACCCAAUGCAGUUACUUUUGUUGGUGUUCUAACUUCCUGCAAUCACAAGGACUUGUUGACUAAAGCGUGGUGGUUUUUUGAACAAAUGAGUAGAAAAUAUGGCAUCCUACCAUCCAUUGAACACUAUGGAUGCAUGGUUGAUGUUUUGGCGCGAGGCGGGCGAAUCAAAGAUGCUUUAGCGUUAGUUGCUAGGAUGCCAAUAGAACCGGAUGGAGCCAUAUGGGGGUCUUUGCUCAACGGAUGCAUGAUGCAUUGUCAUGUUGAACUGGCACAUAGAGUUGGGAAGUAUUUGAUAGAAUUGGAGCCUCAACGUAGUGGAUAUUACAUCCUUCUAGCAAACAUGUAUGCAAGUACGGGCAAAUGGGAAGGCGUCUCCGAGAUGAGAAGACUUAUGAAAAAAAGGGGAGUGUCAACCAUUUCUGCUUGGAGUUUCAUAGAAAUUGACCAGUCCAUCCACAAAUUUGUUGCUGAUGAUAAGUGUUGUACAUAUUCAGAAGAAAUUUACGGAGUUUUAAACCACUUGAGUAAGGGAUUCGAGGAUUUCUCCAGAUCAAAAGAUGCAUUCUAUUUAUUUGAAGUAAUAUAACUUAAAAAAUAGUGGUCUCAGACUCAUAUUGCAUAUCAAUUUCAAGAUAUUCUCAGACUUAUUGAUCUGAUCAGCCAUCUGUACAUUAUGGAAUUCAGUUUGGCUUCUGAAAAUUGAAGGGCUCAUUCUUUAUUUCAACACUAAAGUUGGUUGUUGAGACUACCAAACUCACUUUAUGGCUAAUGAAAUGGUCUUGAGGUCUAAACUCAUUUGGAGAAGGUUAGUUAUCAGUAUCUUCAAAUUCGAUACUUUCCAUUAGAACAGGAGCAUCAGCCACUGAUGUCUAUGAAGAAUGGUCAUGUUGUGAUGCUGACAAACAAGGAAGAUUUGGAAUUAAAUUUAAUAGUUGCACAGAUCAUUGAGCAGAACAUGUUGGAAUUCCAAACAUCAAAUUGAAAGAGCUGUUUAAAGGCCAUGGAGUCCUCUAAAACCUAUUGCAAUGGAAGAAGCCCUUAAUUUUGUCCUCAAGAUUAAGAAUUUCUUUUAAAAGGUGAAAAUUGUCACCAUCCGUGGUUGAUGUCAGCGAUGAUGAUGGCUUGCGGUUUCAAAUGGUUAGGGUUGGUAAGGAAUCGGGAAAUGGUGCUCGCUGCACACAUUAGUCACUGUUGUUCCUUGUGCUCAGUAUUGCUAGGAAAGCAAUUUGGAGAAGUCAGACUUGGAUCCAGGCAUCCAGCUUUGAAAGCUCCGAAGGAUAGGUCGAUGACCAAGAAUGUGGCUGAGGAAAUAGCUGAGAAACCAUGUGAAUCAAUGGCAGCAAGUCUUGAAGGCAAGAAGCUAGCUUCAUUUACAAGGAUCUCUUCAACAGUGCAUGCAGCAAUGGAAGAAGCCCCUGUUCGUAUUUAAGUUUUUAACCCCUAGACACUAUUCAGGGAUGUGCAUGCUGCCAAGGAGCUAAGGAAACCAUAUGUUGUUGUAUUUGUUGGAGUUAAUGUUGUUGGAAAAUCUACUAAUCUUGCUAAGGUGAAGGAGAAUAAUAUUUAUUGGGCUUUUUCAACUGUUCAAAUUAAUUGACAAGAAGUCAAUUUGUAUCACUUUAAUGUUCAUUGAGCUUGUGCUAAUUUGUGCUAUUUAAUAUUAAUUUUUUUUGUUCAAAUUA
Arachis duranensis is the source of this 2758-nucleotide messenger RNA. Its product is annotated as pentatricopeptide repeat-containing protein At5g06540-like. Bases 58 to 1662 code for a protein of 534 amino acids. Lineage: Eukaryota; Viridiplantae; Streptophyta; Magnoliopsida; Fabales; Fabaceae. Gene Ontology annotation, biological process: RNA modification. The record is from RefSeq and is a predicted model, not a curated record. Gene Ontology annotation, molecular function: protein binding; RNA binding. The transcript has 5 exons.